Molecule: messenger RNA, 6247 nt
Organism: Notothenia coriiceps (black rockcod)
Lineage: Eukaryota; Metazoa; Chordata; Actinopteri; Perciformes; Nototheniidae
Product: rho guanine nucleotide exchange factor 28-like
Biological process (GO): regulation of Rho protein signal transduction
Molecular function (GO): guanyl-nucleotide exchange factor activity
Source: RefSeq, a predicted model, not a curated record
AACAUGCUCAAAGCUGACAGUGAGGUAGACAAGACGGGCAAAAAAGAGUUCCUUCCUCCUGAUGAAGGCAUCAGCACGGAGCUCCGAGUGAAGGAGCACAUGCUGGUGGACAACGUAUUUGAUGAGCAGCUUGUCCUUUCUCUGGAUGAUGACGACGAUGAAGACGAGUACACAUCCUCAUUAUCUGUAAAUGGGCAUCCCAUGCAGAGCCAGUUCAGGCAGCAUGCUGCAGACCCUCUGCUCUCCAUGAUGAACAGCAGCGAUCGGAUCAUCACACACUCACAGGAUGAAGAUGCAGACCUUCAGUACAGCGUCAGCGGAGUGACGAGGGGCAGCACGGGGACGGACAGCGGGUUGUGGGACACGGUGGACUCGGAUGAUUUCCUUGCAGCCACUGACUCUCCUCCGCCCUAUUCAGAAGAAUUCUUCCUUCCCUCUCUCCCCUGCUCUCCCCCACUCUCCCUCGCUGACCAGGCCCUCGCAAGGCUAAAAAGUCCCACCUCCUCUGAGUCGACCAAUGAGAGAGAAAAUUCCCCAAUGGAAACCUGCGACCUCAGUCCCAGCCUGGUGGCUCUGGAGCUGGACAGUGAAGAGGACAGCACUGAGCCAAAGUCUCCACUCUCCCCGCUCUUGUCAGAUGUUCAGAAGAGUGAAGAGAAAAGUGAAGCGUCUCGCCCCACCCAUGACCUUACAUGCACUCGCAGCCAAUCUGCCUCCUCAGCAUGUGAACCCAGCACUAAGGAAUUGGUUGACCAGGGGAUUCGCCCGCGUUCGUAUUCCUACUCUUCAUCCAAAAUCAGCUUGCGUCCCGCUCGUUUUGCGCGGGACAACCACACAUCAGAUAUCAGCCCCGAUGCUGGGCUCCACAGUGUCAGCCACAGCCGAUCUCUCCUUCAGGCCCUCUCUCUGUCUAAAUCUCUGUCUCUUCUCCACCCUGGUAAGCAAAGAGCCUCCAGUAUAUCAGAGCAGUCACAUGACAAAAGGGAGAUUAGGUUCCGUAAGCGAGCGCAGUCUGCUGACGAUGAGGGCAGCAUGGAGCUGGCCGAGUCCCUCCAACAUCUCACCCUGUCUGAGUUCCUCAAAGAAAUUGAAGAGGAGGAGUUGGAUAAGUACAACAUCCCGACAAAGGUGGAAUCAGAGAAGUACAAAGUCAUUCGCACCUUCAGUUUCCUCAAGAGCCGGAUGUCUAGCACACGCAACAAGACAAAGGGGAAGGGGAAGGACAGGGAGGCCAAGGACCGGCAGCCAAAUGGACAUCGGUUCAACACAGGCUCCUGUUUGGGCCCCAACAUGUGCGUGGUGUGUGACAAACCAGCUUCUGGAAAGGACCUGCUGCAUUGCUCCAGUUGCACUGCUAUCGUCCAUAAGGGCUGUAAGGAUUCUGUCCCCCCGUGUUUAAAGAAACUUCAGGAUAAGUAUGCUGUUACCACGGUGAAGAACAAGACAGCAUCCCUCCCACAGAAUUUCACAGUGAGAGACAGUCCUCCUCUGUGUGUCCCCGUCUCUACCUCUCUACCUGUCAUGAAGGAAACUGCAGAGUCAUGCCUUCUCUCUGGGUCUUUCACAAACAGUGACAGUCGGCUCAGUGAGGGUUCAGAGACAGAGUGUGACGGCUGGAAGGCGAACAGCCAAUCAGAGGAGCUGCUGCAGACUCCAGUGUCGUCCACCUCCACUGACUCAUCCUUUGGAGAAGACUGCGUGGAUGCGUGUAUCCAUGACGACAUCUCGGCUGAUGCUGUGGAUUACGAGGCGGAGUCGUGGAGUCUUACUGUGGAGCACAAGUUCUGCAAGAAGCAGGAGAAACGAGCCGUGAAGAGGCAGGAUGUCAUCUUUGAGCUGAUGCAGACGGAGCUGCACCACCUGCAGACGCUGCACAUCAUGGCCGAGGUGUUCCGGCGAGGCAUGAGGGAGGAGGUGCAGCUGGACGCGGAGGCGCUGGACCGGGUCUUCCCCUGCCUGGAUCAGCUGCUGCUCCUCCAUCAUGCCUUCUUCUCUGCCAUGAAGGAGCGGAGACAGAGCUCCGCCCAACCCCAGGGACACAGCAACUACCUCAUCCAGAGAGUAGGGGACGUCCUGCUCCAACAGUUUUCAGAUGAGAACAGCGUGAAUAUGAAGCAGGUGUAUGGAGAAUUCUGCAGCCAUCACAACGAAGCAGUCAGCUUUUUCAAAGAGCUCCAGCAGCAUAACAAGAGAUUUCAGAACUUCAUUAAGCAACAAGGUAAUAAUUCCUUGGUGAGGCGGCGGGAGAUCCCAGAAUGCAUCUUGCUUGUCACCCAAAGAAUAACAAAGUACCCGGUGCUGCUGGAGAGGAUCCUACAAUACACUCAAGAGGGAACAGAGGAGCAUGCCGACCUCUCCAGAGCCCUGGCUCAGAUCCGAGAGGUGAUAGCAGCCGUGAACCUGAGCGUCAGUGAGUACGAGCAGCACCAGCGGCUGCAGGAGGUGUGGAACCGCACGGAGAACCGCAGCGCAGCCAAACUGAAGAACGGACACACUUUCCGCAAGCAGGACAUGAUGAAGCCCGGACAGAUGCUCAAACACCAGGGCCUGCUGCUGUGGAAGACGGCCACCGGGCGGCUGAAAGAUGUCUUGGCUCUCCUACUCACAGAUACACUGAUAUUCUUGCAAGAAAAAGACCAGAAGUAUACAUUUGCCGCAGUGGAUCAGAAGCCUCCAGUCAUCGCACUGCAGAAGUUAAUAGUGCGAGAGGUAGCAAAUGAAGAGAGAGGAAUGUUCCUGAUCAGCGCCUCAGCCGCCGGGCCGGAGAUGUACGAGGUCCACACGUCAUCCAAAGAGGAGAGAAACACCUGGAUGAGGCUCAUCAGGGAGGCUGUGGAGAGCUGUCCUGAGGAAGAAGAAGAAUACACAAGUGGAUCUGAAGAGGAGAAGCGAGCUGCCGAGGCUCGUAUUCAGAAGAUCCAUAAGUUACAAGAGAGUCUGCUGAGCCAGGACCAGCGGAUCUGCGGCAGCCUGGAGGAGAAGCUGCAGCUGUACGCAGCGCUCUCCGCUCUGCGGGGGCGGGGGGGCGCCUCGCUGCUGGACCCCCGGCUCCUCGUCCAGCCCCUCUCUGAGGAGCCUCCGCAGGCCGCCCUGCUGCUGGCUGCAGCUCUGCAAGAGGCUAAGAACCUGAAAGCCACGCUGUCCUCUAAGGCCUGCUCUCCAUCCAGCCCAAGCCCGGACUCUGACACAGACUCAGUGUUUCCUGUCAGCCCGGCAGCUCCUGCCCCCCCCCCAUCAGACUCUGAGGCCUCACCUAAGACCCCGGGGGCCGGAGAGGGGAGCUGGACCGGCGGCUUCCUGCUGCAGGCCCCAUGUGGGCUGCCAAAACCAGAUGGCAAUGACAUCGACUUCAAGGUUGCUCUAAGUGUCCAGAGCCUGACCCAGUUACUCUACAGUCUGCAGGCCGCAGUGACCAUCCAGGACAGCUGCUUCGAGGUCCAGAGGCUCCUCCUCCAGGAGACGGGGCGCCCCUCCCCCCGAGCCCAGCGAAUGCACCUUCCCAGCAUCCGGGGCAACGCCCUGCAGGAACAGGAGAAGCAGCGGAACCUGGAGAAGAGGAAAGAAGAAGUGGUGGCGGCUCGGCGGCUCCAGGACCGGCUGCGCCAGGAUAAGGAUCGCUGGGAGAGGGAGUGCCAGGCCAAGGAGAGCCAGCAGGGGGAGCAGGAGAGCAGGCUGGAGGAGCGGGAGAGGCAGUGCCACCUGGAGACGGAGAGGCAGCGCGAGAGGGGAGAGCUGGACGAGCAGCUGGAGGAGUACCAGCAGAGUCUGGAGCGGCUCAGGGAGGGCCAGAGGAGCGUGGAGAGGGAGAGGGAGCGCCUGGACCACCAGCAGACCCUGCUGCAGACCUGGAGGCACAGCCGGCAGAGCAGCCUGCCCACUGUCACCCCCCACAUGGUCAUCCCUCUGGAUGGGACGCAGGAAUCGACCCAGUCCGGAGACCUGGCCGGUAACGGCUCCGUGUUUGUGAAUGAGGCCGCCUUCACAAGCUCUGCCAUCAACAACCGCAAAGGCCGCCACAAAAGAGAUGACCCCAGCGCUCACAACUGUCUCAACUCCCUGCUGGCAAAAUCCAACAGCAGACCGCCCCCCGGAGCAAAGACGCUCCACAGCCCACACUCAGACCCCCAGGGAUGGAUGACAGGGACAGGGUACCUGUACAGCCCUGCAGGGAGGCUGGAGCUGCAGCACAGCGCCAGAGAUAUCAUCUUACAAGAUCCUCACAGCUACAUCGGGGACACAUGGCCGUCAACAGCCAGCGGGGCUGACCCGUAUCCUCUGCUCUCGCAUCCCGCUGACCCUCAGCUGGACCUCCGUGCUCUGGUUUCCUUAGAGACUGACAGCGGUGGUGAGGAGGGCUGUGAGGAAACCAUUGUGUACCUCUGAACGUUGAAACAUUUCAGACUCUCAAACAGCCAACACAGCACUUGGAAAAAAUAUAAAGACAUUUAUGAAGCAACAGGAUUGGAAUCGGGGUAGCUUCCGUGAGCAUUUCACUGAGAAACAGUCUUUUGUCAUGUUUUUCUUUUAUAUUUUAAAGAUGUUUUGUGGUCUUUUGUAAGUGUAAAGUUUCCAGGAACACAGAGCGAGAAACACGGGUGUUUCAUACUCAAUCUCACAUGCGUCAUGCACCUUAGCUCGAGGCACUACUGGGUGUUCAAUGUCUAUUUUCUGUGUGUGUGUGUAUAUGUGUGUGGUCUUUAUUGACUGGGUCCCUGCAGCCUCACUAUUUCCCCUCUCUGCUACUUUCCAUACCUACUUCUUUCCUUUUCUUUCUCAGGUCCCUUAAGCACUAUAUUUAUUAUGUUUACCACAGAAGAAGAGAAAAUGCGUAUACCCAUCACAAGCGAAGCAUCAGGCGGUAUCUCUCUAGUGUGAUUGUCUUACCAUCGAGUAAACUUCCCCUCAUCUAUCAGACGGCUUCUGUGUAUGUACAAGCCGAACAUUAGGAUUGAAAGAUGAGGUGCAACAGCGUCAGUCCCACGUUUUUCAAACCCCAAUAUUUAUUUAUUUUCAUCUGAAGGACGUUUUUCAUGUGAAGAGAAAUAAGCAACGUAGACAUUCAUCCGCAAAAGUCUGAGAAAGCAUUUUUAAGCACACUUAUCCUUGGGGAAAGACAUGUGGUGCAGGAAGAUUGAAAGAAAGAAAACAUGUUAAAUGUCCGCUACAUUUGUAUUUCUCUCAUUCAUUUUUCUUUCAUUUUAGCCACACUAGCAGCAUGGCUCUGGGGAUGGUAUUGCCAGUGAUUCAGUCCUCUCCUUUGGUCCAUCGCAGUGAAAUAUUGCGCAGACAUAAGUUUAAAUAUGAGGAUAAACCCUAAUACAUUUGGUCAUUACAUGACACAUUUUCUAGCCCUACCAAGUGUACAAUGUCUUUGGGUAUAAACUUUGGUUAUCCACAAACUUUUCAUAUAGUCCCAUAUUAAUAUUUGGUUUAUGACCAAAUAUCUAAAACAUUAAUAACAUUCCCAUCAGCCUCAGCUUCACUUUGCUUUGUGCUAAUUGGCAAAUGUUAGCAUGAUAACAUCUUAAAGUAAGAUGGCAAACAGUAGCUUGGUAGCAUUGUCAUUGUGAAAAUGUCAGCAUGCUGACAGCUCAAUGGCAUCUUAAAGAAAGAUGUAACAUGAAAAACAUGACCAUGUUAACACUGUCAUUGCAAGCAUGUUAGCAUGCUGAAAUAAGCAUUUAGCUCAAAGCACCACUUUGAGCUAUGGUUUUUGUCAUUACUUUAUAUAAAAAAUAUAUUUUAACUUUAUACAAGCUGUAAAGGGUUGAAUAUAUUGUCCUGAAAUUAUAUUUGUAAGUUCCCAGAACAGUAAAUUGCCGUAUUGAUGCUGUCAUGCUAAUGCUAUAAGCUAUUACAUUUGAAUAUUCAUGUUGUAUAUUUACAUAUAAUCUCUCAUAGGCAUUGUUAUGUGUAAAGAGGUCCCUCUGCCAAUGCUUUAGAUGUCCCUUCAAAGACAUUUCCCUGUAAGGGAUUAAUAAAGUGUUGUUUCUUCUUCUUCUUCUUACAGACACUAAAAGAUACAUGUUUUUACUGUUAUCAAUGGGUUACAAUGCAGUGGCAGUAUGUUGUUGUAAUUGUAGUACCUUAUAUGCCUGUGCUUUUAUUUAUUCAUUACAGUACAAAAGAGUUUAACAGUGCUUUGUGAAGGGUUGUGUUGUACAUAAAAGUGUAUCUGUGUGAAGACGUCUCUUUUUUUGUGGACAAAGACAUGUCCGCAUUGAUAAAAAUAACUUUUAUUGACUGA